Molecule: messenger RNA, 603 nt
Organism: Xyrichtys novacula (pearly razorfish)
Lineage: Eukaryota; Metazoa; Chordata; Actinopteri; Labriformes; Labridae
Source: the annotation of a GenBank genome assembly
AUGGCAGAAGAAGCUCCAGCUGCAGCCCCGGCAAAGGCUCCGGCCAAGGCCCCCAAGAAGAAGUCCGCUCCCCGCCCUAAGAAAGAUGGACCCACCCUCCCGAAGCUCAUCGUCGGCGCCGUGGCUGAGUCCAAGGAGCGCAAGGGGAUGUCUCUGGCCGCCAUCAAGAAGGUCCUGGCCGCUAAAGGAGUCGAUGUUUCCAAGGCUAACAAACGCAUCAACAACGCUGUCACUAAACUUGUGACCAAGGGCACCCUCGCCCAGACUAAAGGUACCGGUGCCUCCGGAUCCUUCAAGCUGACCAAGAAGGAGCCCAAAGCUGCCAAGCCCAAGAAGGUAGUGAAAAAGACCCCCACCAAGGCCAAGAAGCCCGCUGCAGCAAAGAAAGCUUCCCCCAAGAAGAAGCCCGCAGCCAAGAAACCUGCAGCAAAGAAGUCUCCUAAGAAGGCAGCCGCUAAAAAGUCACCCGUAAAGAAAGCGGCAAAGAAACCUGCAGCAAAGAAGACUCCCAAGAAAGCUGCCCCGAAGAAAGCAGCCAAGAAGCCCGUUGCGAAGAAAGCCCCAGCCAAGAAGGCGGCGGGAGCGAAGAAGGCCAAGAAGUAA